CAACUAACUUCAGCCCACUGCCUCGCCAUGGGGCUCACUCUCCUGGCCCCGCUAGCCAUGGGGCUCCUGGCCCUGAGCUGCUGGGCUGCACCACUCCACUCCAAGCCCCAGGCUGUGAUCACUUUCCCGGGGGAGCUGGUCAGUAAUCGGACGGAUCUGCAGCUUGCAGAAAGCUACCUCCUGCGCUUUGGCUACACGGAGUCCGAGGGGCAGACCCGCAGCAGGCAGCUCUCCAUGGGCAAGGCGCUCAGGAGGAUGCAGAAACAGCUGGGCCUGGAGGAGACGGGGGAGCUGGACGCCAGCACGUUGGAGGCCAUGCGAGCCCCUCGCUGCGGCGUCCCCGACGUGGGCAGAUUCCUCACCUUCGAAGGAGACCUCAAGUGGGAUCACAAUGACCUCACUUACCGGGUAAUAAACCACUCCCCAGACCUGGACGCCUCUGUGAUAGACGAUGCCUUUGCACGAGCCUUCAAGGUGUGGAGUGACGUGACCCCGCUCACCUUCACCCGGCUGCAGAGCGGCGAGGCCGACAUCAUGAUCCAGUUUGGCACCGAGGAGCACGGUGACGGGUAUCCGUUUGACGGGAAGGACGGACUUCUGGCCCACGCUUUCCCCCCUGGCAAAGGGGUUCAGGGAGAUGCCCACUUCGAUGACGACGAGUUCUGGACGCUGGGAACAGGGAUAGUGGUGAAAACCAGCUACGGGAACGCCAACGGGGCCGCCUGCCACUUCCCCUUCACCUUCGAGGGACAGUCCUACUCCACCUGCACCUCAGAGGGGCGCUCCGACGGGCUGCCCUGGUGCGCCACCACCCCCAACUAUGACACGGACAAGGUCUACGGCUUCUGCCCCAGCGAGCUUCUCUACACCUAUGACGGCAACAGCGACGGUGCCAAGUGCGUCUUCCCCUUCAUCUUCGAGGGGAAGUCCUACGAUGCCUGCACCACAGACGGGCGCUCUGACGGCUACCGCUGGUGCGCCACCACCGCCAGCUUCGACCAGGACAAGAAAUACGGGUUCUGCCCCAACAGAGACACAGCUGUGAUUGGCGGGAACUCCCAGGGCGACCCGUGUGUGUUCCCGUUCACCUUCCUGGGCCAGACGUACAGCGCAUGCACCAGCGAGGGGCGGCAGGACGGGAAGCUCUGGUGUGCCACCACCAGCAACUAUGACACCGACCACAAGUGGGGCUUCUGUCCCGACCAAGGUUACAGCCUCUUCCUGGUUGCUGCCCAUGAGUUCGGCCAUUCUCUGGGCCUGGACCACUCGAGUGUCCGCGAGGCCUUGAUGUACCCCAUGUACAGCUACAUCAAGGACUUCCACCUGCACCCAGACGAUGUCAGCGGCAUCCAAUUCCUCUAUGGCCAGGGCUCUGGUCCUGCACCAACGAUCCAGGUGCCAGACAUCCCUGACCAGGCAACCACGCAAGCCGCGGACACCACAACCACAGCAGAGCCUGACACAGCCACAGAUGACGACUAUCCCUUGCCAACUGAGCCCAGCCCUGUGGACCCCAGCAGUGAUGCCUGCAAAGUGAAUUCCUUCGACGCCAUCACCGAGAUCAACGGGGAGCUGCAUUUCUUCAAGGGCGGGAAUUACUGGAAAAGCUCCGUAUCCCGGAAGGGGGCGAUUCAGGGCCCAUUCCGGAUCUCGGCCACAUGGCCGGCGCUCCCGGCCCUCAUCGAUGCCGCCUUCCAGGACCUGCUCACCAAGAAGCUCUUCUUCUUCUCGGGUCGGCGUUUCUGGGUGUACACGGGCAGCAGCGUGUUGGGCCCCCGCGGGAUUGAGAAGCUGGGCAUCGGUAAGGAGGCAGAGCGGAUCUCAGGAGCCCUGCAGAGGGGGCGCGGCAAAGUGCUGCUCUUCAGUGGGGAGAAGUACUGGAGGCUGGACGUGAAAGUCCAGAAGGUGGACAAGGGCUACCCACGUCUUACUGAUGACACCUUUGCCGGCGUGCCCCUCAAUGCCCACGAUGUCUUCCUCUACCAAGGAAAGUACCACUUCUGCCAGGACCGUUUCUACUGGCGAAUGACCCCGCGCUACCAGGUGGAGCGGGUGGGCUACGUGAAAUACGACAUCCUGAACUGCCCGGAGCAGUAGGGCCCAGGCGGCUUCACCUGCACCAGAGCCAACUGGCGCCUCUCCCCGCCAGCGGCUCGUUCAUCCCUGCACCAG
Molecule: messenger RNA, 2172 nt
Organism: Terrapene triunguis (Three-toed box turtle)
Lineage: Eukaryota; Metazoa; Chordata; Testudines; Emydidae
Gene: MMP9
Product: matrix metallopeptidase 9
Exons: 13
Coding region: 28-2097 (689 amino acids)
Biological process (GO): proteolysis; extracellular matrix organization; collagen catabolic process
Cellular component (GO): extracellular matrix
Molecular function (GO): metalloendopeptidase activity; zinc ion binding
Source: RefSeq, a predicted model, not a curated record